Molecule: messenger RNA, 8412 nt
Organism: Parasteatoda tepidariorum (common house spider)
Lineage: Eukaryota; Metazoa; Arthropoda; Arachnida; Araneae; Theridiidae
Product: muscle calcium channel subunit alpha-1
Biological process (GO): calcium ion import across plasma membrane
Cellular component (GO): voltage-gated calcium channel complex; membrane
Molecular function (GO): high voltage-gated calcium channel activity
Source: RefSeq, a predicted model, not a curated record
UCCUUUUCACCAUAUUUUGCAACUGCGUAGCCUUAGCUAUCUACACACCCCACGCAAAUAUGGAUUCUAAUAAAUUAAAUCAUUAUUUAGAAAAAACAGAAUAUUUGUUUUUAGUCAUUUUUAUGAUCGAAUGUAUAAUGAAAAUUAUUGCUUAUGGAUUUUUGUUCCACCCUGGUGCCUACUUACGCAAUGGUUGGAACUUUCUAGAUUUCAUCAUCGUUAUUAUAGGUAUUAUAAGUACAGCUCUUUCAGCCUUGAUGAAAGAGGGUUUUGAUGUGAAAGCCUUACGUGCAUUUCGUGUUUUACGACCUCUUAAAUUAGUUUCUGGCGUCCCAAGUUUACAAGUAGUUUUAAAUUCUAUUCUUCGUGCCAUGGUGCCCUUACUUCACAUUGCUCUCCUCGUCAUCUUUGUAAUAAUCAUUUAUGCCAUCAUAGGUUUAGAACUAUUUUCUGGUAAAAUGCACGAAACAUGCAUAAACAACGUAACAGGAGAAUUUGCCUUAGAAGAACCUCACCCUUGUGGUGAAAAUGGGUACCACUGUAACUCAUCAAGCAGUGAAGUGUGCAUGGGAUAUUGGGAAGGACCAAAUUUCGGAAUAACUAACUUUGAUAAUUUCGGUCUUGCUAUGUUGACUGUCUUCCAAUGUGUCACCAAUGAAGGAUGGACCAAUGUGCUUUAUAAUAUAAAUGAUUCUGUUGGAAAUGAAUGGCCAUGGAUUUAUUUUAUAAGUUUAAUCAUUAUUGGUUCAUUCUUCGUGCUCAACCUUGUUCUUGGUGUACUCAGUGGGGAAUUUUCCAAAGAGAGAGAAAAAGCCAAAGCUCGGGGGGAUUUUCACAAACUGAGGGAAAAGCAACAAAUUGAAGAUGACUUGCGUGGUUACUUAGAAUGGAUUACGCAGGGAGAGGAUAUUGAGCAAGACGAUAAAGAAAAUAAGAAUGAAUCCAGAAAUAGUAAAACAUUGCGUGAUAUAGAUAGAACAGAUACACUACAAGCAGAAACAAAUAGUUUAGACAUCAGUCAUGUUCCUUCCUGGUGGGCAAUAAAAAGGAAAAAAAUUAGUCGAAACAAUAGAAGGUUAAGAAGAAUGUGCCGAAGAAUGGUGAAAUCAAAAGCCUUUUAUUGGAUUAUUAUUGUUCUUGUUUUCCUAAACACUUUAGCAUUAGCCUCAGAGCACAAUAGCCAGCCACCUUGGUUGGAUUAUUUUCAAGAAAUUGCCAACCUAUUUUUUGUUGCCCUUUUUACAUUGGAAAUGCUACUAAAAAUAUUCAGUCUUGGCUUCCAAGGAUAUUUUGUAUCACUUUUCAACCGUUUUGAUUGUUUCGUAGUGUUGAGUUCUAUUUUAGAAACAGUUUUAACUUACUCGGACGUUAUGCCACCUUUAGGUAUUUCUGUUCUGAGGUGUGUUCGCCUUCUUAGGAUAUUUAAAGUAACUAAAUAUUGGUCAUCUUUACGAAAUCUGGUGGCUUCCCUAAUAAAUUCCAUGCGAUCAAUUGCUAGUUUGUUGUUGCUUCUUUUUUUAUUCAUCGUAAUAUUUGCUUUACUUGGAAUGCAAGUGUUUGGUGGAAAGUUUAACAACAAUCCACAUGAGGAUAAGCCGAGAAGUAAUUUCGACUCUUUUUGGCAAAGUCUGUUGACGGUUUUUCAGAUUUUAACUGGAGAAGAUUGGAAUGAAGUAAUGUAUCAUGGUAUCAACGCAUAUGGAGGCGUUGGAUCACCUGGUGUCUUAGCCUGUAUUUAUUUUAUUAUUUUAUUCAUUUGCGGAAACUAUAUCUUGUUAAACGUAUUUUUAGCUAUCGCUGUGGAUAAUUUAGCUGAUGCAGAAAGUCUAACAGCAAUAGAAAAAGAAGAAGAAGAAAAUGAGAAAGAACAGGGGAGCAUCAUUUAUUCAAAAGAUGAUGAUUUUGAAGAUGAAGACGGAAGGCAUACCAGCAAAAGAAGGAAAAAGAAAAGACACAGCAUCUCUUCUUCCAGUUGUUCUAUGGAAAAAGCUGUUAAGCCUGAAACACCUCAGAUGAAUCAUAAUAUGUUCAUUCGCAUGCAACGAGAAAAAGCUGACAACCUGAUAAAAACAACUCAAGACUCUGCUUAUGAGAAAGUAGAUGGCGAGGCAGAAAAUGAAGUAACGGCAAUAAACUUCAACACUGAAGAUGGAGAUGCUGAUGAGGAUGAUGAGGAAGAUGACGACGAAGACAAUACAUCGGUUUCCACUGCACGACCCCGGCGUCUUUCAGAUAUUCACAUGGACACAAAAAUAAAGCCCAUUCCUGCUUACACAUCAUUCUUCAUUUUUUCACACAACAACAGGUUCCGCAGGCUAUGUCACUUCAUUGUGAAUCACAGCUAUUUUGCAAAUAUUAUCCUUGGUUUCAUAUUAAUUAGUAGCGCUAUGCUGGCUGCAGAAGACCCUUUGAAUAUAAACUCAGAUCGAAAUAAGAUAUUGAACUAUUUCGACUACUUUUUUACCACUGUGUUCACUGUCGAAAUCACAUUAAAAGCCAUUGCUUACGGUCUGAUUUUACAUAAAGGAUCUUUCUGUAGAAGUUACUUUAACCUGCUUGAUGUGCUUGUUGUGUCUGUGUCGCUUAUUUCAUUUGCUUUCGGAAACGAAACAUUUUCAGUUGUAAAAAUUUUGCGUGUUCUUCGAGUGCUUCGCCCUCUCCGAGCCAUUAACCGUGCCAAAGGAUUAAAGUACGUAGUCAAGUGCGUCAUAGUAGCAGUCAAAACUAUAGGAAACAUCAUGUUGGUCACCUACUUGCUACAGUUCAUGUUUGCUGUGAUCGGAGUACAACUGUUCAAGGGAAAGUUUUACCGUUGCAAUGAUGAAUCGAAAAUGACUGAAGAAGAAUGUCAAGGCCAAUAUGUUGUUUAUCAAGGGGGUGAAACAAUGAAAAUUACUAUAGAAGAUAGAAUUUGGGAUAAUAAUGAAUUUAAUUUUGACGACGUUGCCAAAGCUAUGCUUAGUCUCUGUACAGUUUCUACUUUUGAAGGCUGGCCAAAAUUACUCUAUGUUGCCAUAGAUUCUCAUGCAGAAAAUAUUGGUCCUUUAUACAAUUACAAUCCGCUGGUAGCUGUAUAUUUUAUCGUAUAUAUAAUCAUAAUCGCAUUUUUUAUGGUUAACAUUUUCGUUGGUUUUGUCAUAGUCACUUUCCAAAAUGAAGGAGAACAAGAAUUCAAAAAUUGCGAAUUAGAUAAGAAUCAGAGAAAUUGUAUUGAGUUUGCUCUCAAAGCCAAGCCUGUUCGACGUUACAUUCCCAAACAUCGAAUACAAUACAAAGUGUGGUGGUUUGUGACAUCACAAUACUUUGAAUAUGCUAUUUUUGUUCUCAUUAUGAUCAACACUUUAGUUUUAGCUAUGAAGUAUUAUGGUCAGCCAAAAGAAUAUACUUUUGCCUUAGAUAUAAUGAAUAUGAUAUUCACUGCAGUUUUUGCCUUUGAAUUUCUCCUAAAGCUUAUAGCUUUUAAAUUUAAGAACUAUUUUGGUGAUGCCUGGAAUGUUUUUGACUUUAUAAUCGUAUUAGGGAGCUUUAUAGACAUAGUUUAUUCGGAAGUCAAUCCAGGAACGAAUAUUAUUAGUAUAAACUUCUUUCGCCUUUUUCGAGUGAUGCGAUUAGUAAAGCUUCUCAGUAGAGGAGAAGGAAUUCGAACUUUGCUUUGGACAUUUAUAAAAUCUUUCCAGGCAUUGCCUUACGUAGCCUUGUUAAUAGUUAUGCUCUUCUUCAUAUAUGCUGUAAUAGGAAUGCAGAUGUUUGGGCGCAUUGCUUUAGACCCAAAAACAGCUAUACAUAGAAACAAUCAUUUUCAAACAUUUCCUCAAGCAGUUUUAGUGCUUUUUAGAUCUGCCACUGGUGAAGGAUGGCAGGAAAUUAUGCUGGCGUGCCUAAACAAGCCCACGACUAAAUGUGAUUCGCGAGCAGAUUUAUCAUCUGGUGACGUGUGCGGAUCGGAAGUUGCUUUGCCAUACUUUAUCUCCUUUUACAUCUUGUGCUCGUUCUUAGUCAUAAAUCUUUUUGUUGCUGUAAUUAUGGAUAAUUUUGAUUAUUUGACUCGCGAUUGGUCCAUACUGGGACCACAUCAUUUAGAUGAAUUCAUUCGUUUGUGGUCGGAAUACGAUCCAGAUGCAAAAGGAAGAAUAAAGCACUUGGAUGUUGUGACAUUGCUCAGAAAAAUUUCUCCUCCACUGGGAUUUGGGAAAUUAUGUCCUCAUAGAGUAGCUUGUAAAAAAUUAGUCUCAAUGAACAUGCCUCUAAACAGUGAUGGUACAGUUAUGUUUAACGCCACUUUGUUCGCUUUAGUCAGAACAUCUUUGCAUAUCAAAACAGAAGGUAAUAUAGAUGAAGCGAAUGAGGAAUUAAGAGCUGUGAUCAAGAGAAUUUGGAAGCGCACAAGCGACGAGCUUUUAGAUCAAGUAGUACCUCCUGCUGGUGCUGACGAUGAUGUUACAGUUGGGAAGUUUUAUGCUACUUUUCUUAUUCAAGAUUAUUUUAGACGGUUUAAAAAGAGAAAAGAAGAAAGGUCACAUGAGGCAGGAGGAAAAGGUCAAGAGACAACAGUUGCUCUUCAGCUGCUCUCCAUUGUUCAGGCUGGACUACGUACACUCCAUGAACUUGGACCUGAAAUUCGUCGUGCAAUAUCUGGUAGUUUGGAAGUAGAAGAAACUGAACCAGUAGAACCAGAACCAGCUCAUAGGCGUAACCAUUCAUUGUUUGGUCACAUGUGGCAUUCAGUCCGAGGUGCUCCUUUAAAACGAACAAGGUCAUUAAAAUCCAAUAGUGCUAGAUCUCACGCUAAAGUAUCUCCUACGAAUUCCUUGGAUGUUUCCAAGUCAUCUUCACAAAAAGCUCACGUGCCUGGAAAUCAUAUCCGUUUUACACGGGAAUCCAGUGGUGCUACAGUUACAUCGCCUCUUGCUUUACACAGAGGAAGUAAAUCCAGCUCAGUUUCCGUUGACGAUGUCUACUUAUAUCAAUCUCCAAGUCAUUCCACUCAAACUUCCCCUCAAAAUGCUCCGACUGCUCCCCAAAUUAAUUAUUCUGUGAUGGGCAGUUGCAGCAGCUAUGAAGGCAGCUUCACUAUUGAAAGUAGAGAUCAUUCCCCAGGAAAAGAGACCAUUCCACUUCGAUCGUUGAGAUCAAAUCAACACAGUCCGAGCCCCUUGGCAAAAGUUGACAAUAACGAAAGCAAUACCUCUAGCGUACACAGCGAUUCAUCAUCGGGUAAAAAUGAAGCAACUGGCACAAGUUUCUUAAGCCUUUGCCUAAAAGACGAAGAGGACAUGGACAGCUUAAGACCACCAACUCCUCCACCUAGAAGAUUUCCUACACGUUCAGGAGCAGCUUCAUUUCGUCUACCAUGCCUAGGUAAGCGAGACAGUCAUGAGAGGCCUAUACUUGUCCGACAGUCUUCCAGUACACACAGUUGCGGGGAUCUACGCGGCUCUUCCACAGAAGAUCCUCCAGACAUGGACGAACGUCCUGCGAGUCAACAUAUGAGGCAUAUUGCUGCUUCACUCUGCUUCGCUCAUUUACCUGCCAUGGCAGUUGCCGGUGUUCAGCCAACAACAGACCAAUGGAAGAGGCGCAGAAGACUAGGUGAUGGAUCAUCACAUAUACCUACUCACAGAGCUUCAUAUCAUGGUUCCCGUGAUACAUCAUUAGGAUGGAACAGUGAUUCUCCAAUAAAAUCAAAAUCUGGAGAUUAUAUGAAUGCAGACAUUCUAGGAAGUGCGGAAAGUCUAAUAGGAAGAGUUCUUUUAGAGCAAGGGCUUGGUAAAUACUGCGAUCCAGAUUUCGUGCGUGCAACACAGCGAGAACUAGCAGAAGCAAUCAAUCUGACACAGGAAGAGAUGGACAUGGCUGCACACCAGCUUAUGCAACUGGAGCGUCGACAAAGUAUGCCUCACAUGUGCCUAGAAACUAAUCCAGAUCAUGAAACGCUGGAUAUUGCUGAAGCUACAGACGAAGAUGAUCAGCUCACUAUGAGAACAAUCGAAAGUGGAACGGAAAACACAGCGCAAGAGAAUGAUAAUAGUAGACUAUCGCCAAGAACCAUCACAGUUAAUAUUGAACAAAAUGAUUCCAAUCAGGAUGCUAAAGAAUUCCACACAGAAGAUACUAAUUUAUAGUAUUAUGAACAAGUAAAGCGGUAUUUUUACUCUGUGUUAUCAUUACAACAAACAAAACAAACAGGGAUGAAUUGAAAGUCCCGAAGCUUAUUUCAUAGUCUGGAACUGAAUUAGAAUGUUGGAAAUACGGUUGAUAUUUCGAGAAAGAAAACAUGCAGACACAGGUUUUCUUUUGCAUAAAACCUUAAUUAUUACGAGCUUUGAAAGUUUUUUCUGGACAUAGAAUGGAAUGUUACGAAGAAAAUGAAAGUUGUAAGAGCUGGAGUUUUACUAACUUUCAGAAUAUUUAUUUUAAAAAGGAUCUGUGAUCCAAAGUUUGUAAAAAAAAAAAUAUGUAUUCUCUUGUCUCAGUGCCUUCAGAGGAGAGGGCCAGCGAUUUGCACUUAACCCUUUAAUCUUAAGCCAAAGUGAAAUAGAUGAAUUUAUAAGAUCAAGAUCUCUCAGGGUUCUAAUGAGUUUCCUCGUUUUUAAACUGGAGUAAAUGCACGAAAAUAUUUUUGUUUAUUUUACAAAGCCAUUACCGCAGUAUUCAUUAAUAUUAGUCAGAAAACAAUAUUUAAUUUACAAAAAAAUUAAAUGUUAAAAAGGGAAUCAUAAUUUGACAAAAACCUAUUUUAUGGAUUCUUUCACAGAGUUUUUUACUAAUUCCUUAAAAUUAUUAAAACAAAAAAAAAUAACAUAGAUGAAAUACUAGCUAAUUAUAACUAAUAUAAACAACAAAAACGUUUUCUACAAUAUCCUAUAGCUUUGAAAGGCUUUUUGAAGUUAUUGUUGUGGUUAUUUGAGUAAAUAAAAUUAACCGAUACAGAGUUAUGAACGAAAUAAUUCUGGUCUUAUAAUCUAGUGCAAAACCACCAAAGAUCAUUCCACUGCUAAAUUAGAUAAAAAGUGUUUGAAACAGACAAAAUAUCGUAAUAGUCUGGAAAGAUAGAUAGCCAGUGCUCAAAAACGUUAGUAUCUUCUUUAGAAUGAAAACACUUUUAACCCACUUUCUAAAAGGAAGUGCAAUGAUGAAUCAGUUGAAAAACGCAUAAAUAUUUUUUUUAAUCAAAGUGGUUAUAGGAAAGGAGGUUCACUAAUGCAAAAUUUGAGAGGCACCGUAUGAAAAUUGAGUAAGCACAACUUUGAGUUCUAUAUGACAAUCAAUAUAUUGAAAAUUUUCACAAAAUCUAGAUGGUCUAAGUACCUGAAAAGCGCUUUUGUGGUUAAAAAAAAUAAUGACACUGCAAACUUGUAAUUACUUAAAUAAGGAAAAAAUAUUAACACAAAAUAAACAAUUGAAUAUUUUUUCUAUAUUACAAUUUUGUAGAGCAAAUGCAUAGUUUAUAUUUGUUAAAAUAAUUUCCACGUGAUUUUACUUAUAAGAUAAAUACAAAGUAUCGUAAAUAUAUCUAACAAUGUUAAAACUUAUUUUUCUCCAAAUCGUAGACGUAGAAAAAUCGCUUCUUUAAAAAAGCUUACAUCUACUAUUCAAAUACGAAAGAUUUAAAAUAGCACACACAUUGUAAAUAUUUUUCACUUAUUAAACUUGUAUCUUUGCGAACCGAAAUAUUUUAUAGGUUCAAUUAUUAUUUCAUUUAACUUACUGCUAGUCUAUCAUUUAAGAAGAAACAAUUAUACAACUAGCAUUUCAAAUCAUAAAAAAAUAAAUAAAAAUAAAAAAACCUUUUUUCGUAUAAAUCAAUACCAAUUAUCAAUAAUAAGAUUAAAACUUGCUAAGUUUAUAAAAAGGAAACAUGAAUUGUAGAACAGUUUUUUUUUGCACCCAAAUAAAAUAUAUUAUAUAUUUUUUAAAUUAUUAUUAACAAAAAUAUUAAUGUGAUGAAUAUAUAAUGAUAGUAAUAAAAUAAAUAAUAAUACAACAAAAUAAUAAAUAAAUUCAACUAGCCUUAAUUGUUUAAAUAUGUUGUAUAUGAAAAUGUUGAGUAGUUUAAAGUCUUUCAAUAUUAAAUUCAAUGGUAAGAAUAGACCUACAAAUGCAAUUAAACUAACGCUAUCCUUUUUACUAUUUCAAAUGCUUUAAUUAAUGAAUUUAAUCGAUAAUUUUUUGAGAGAAAAAAAAAUCAUUGUAUGAAAGCAUCAUACCAGCAUACUUAAUAGUAUGGCUUUGUAAAAGACAAAACUAUUUCAUCUAAAUGAUUAACUUCAAACCACACAUAUAUCUGGUAUUAAUUGCUGCACUUUAACUAUUUUGCACUUAAAAUUCAAGUAAAAAUCAAUAGUAAAGAGGAGUUGGAGAUAAAUAUUUAUUCUUAACUUUAAAGAGAGUGCUAUAAUUAGUUUCCAGAAA